UCCUUCUCCGUCGCAUCCUUGGCUCACCUCCACACAACGCCAUCACCAGACCCCACUCCCCUCUCUCAGCCAAUUUCGCUGCACCACACAAGCCCACCACCAGCGUGAACCUCCGCCGCAUCACCGGAAUUCCACGCGUCGGCCCACCCUUCCGCCGUCUCAGUUUCAUCGCCGCCCUGGGGCGGUCCGGGCUCAGCCUCCUCGCGGGAGUCGUUGAUCUUCGUCCGUCGCCGAUCCUGGGUCCGGCUUCGGCGUCGCCGUUUCCGAUCCGAGUGGCCGGAGCUCGCUGGCCGUUUCUUCUGUCAGGACCAACUCCGCCGCUCUCGCAGAGUCGCUGCCGCUGGUCCUCGCCCCAAUCUGCUUUGACUCGUUGUCGCGAGGGGUUGUCCCGAGCGGUCGCUGCACCAAAAUUGCCGAGACGUUACUGAAUUGUCGCUGAGCGGCUGUUGCUCUUUGCCCCCAUCACCUCACACAGAGCUUUUAAGCUUUUCGUCACGAUCGGACAUCAGGUUUGGGAAGUUAGCUGUAUCAUCCCUGAUGACUUCCUCUGUGCAUGACAUCUCAGAAAAUGGGGAAGCUGAUGAACAACAAAAACAUUCAGAACAGCAUGAGUCCUCCCCUGCAACUGGAGUGCCUCAUCCUGGUGCCACUUUGCCCAAUGUCCAAUAUGCAACACCUCCACAACUAGGAACUGGACAUGCCAUGACACCACCUGCUUACCCAUAUCCAGACCCUUAUUAUCGAAGCAUCUUUGCUCCCUAUGAUGCGCAGUCGUAUCCACAGCAGCCUUAUGGUGCGCAGCCUAUGGUCCAUCUGCAAUUAAUGGGAAUUCAACAAGCUGGAGUGCCUUUGCCAUCAGAUGCAGUUGAGGAACCUGUAUUUGUCAAUGCCAAACAAUAUCACGGCAUCUUGCGGCGUCGACAGUCUCGUGCAAAAGCUGAGUUAGAGAACAAAGGUCUUAAAUCUCGCAAGCCAUACUUGCAUGAAUCUCGACAUUUGCAUGCAUUGAGAAGAGCUAGAGGAUGUGGGGGGCGGUUCCUGAACUCAAAGAAGAAUGAAAAUCAGCAGAGUGAGGUUUCUUCUGCUGACAAAUCACAGGCAAAUAUCAAUCUCAACUCUGAUAAAAGCGAUCGCUCGUCCUGAGAUGCAACUUCCUGAUCUCUGCAAAGUAGUCUCUUUCGUGCAUGGAUAGAUUUCCCAUACCUAGCCUAGCCUCAUAAUUGCCCUGCUCUCCUGCUUGUAGGUCAGUCUCUUUAGUUGGUAGUGUGAAUUUGCUUGUAGUUCUAUGAGAUACCUGCUGCAUAGAUGGUGGUUUUGAGUAGGUCUUCAAGUUGUUAUUGCUCGUACCUCUUCCGGCAUCAAGAGCUAGAUGUUCUAUUUGGCCAUUGCACUUGAAUAUGUGGCCAGUUGGAGUUCAGAGAAAGAGAGUUGGGUUGUUCUUGUUAAAUUAUGAUGCUCCAGCGUGUAUCCUAGAAUAUGUUGGUGGUGUCAUUUGCCCUUGUAUAAAUUUACUUUCAAGAGAAUGGGACAAUAAGCUAA
This is a messenger RNA of Rhodamnia argentea, 1539 nucleotides long. RefSeq names its product nuclear transcription factor Y subunit A-7. Bases 538 to 1143 code for a protein of 201 amino acids. The record is from RefSeq and is a predicted model, not a curated record. Gene Ontology annotation, molecular function: DNA-binding transcription factor activity, RNA polymerase II-specific; RNA polymerase II cis-regulatory region sequence-specific DNA binding. Lineage: Eukaryota; Viridiplantae; Streptophyta; Magnoliopsida; Myrtales; Myrtaceae. The transcript is spliced from 6 exons. Gene Ontology annotation, biological process: regulation of transcription by RNA polymerase II. Gene Ontology annotation, cellular component: CCAAT-binding factor complex.